AGACACAUUGAUGGAGCGUUUUGCGGCAUGUCAGUUGAAGUGGGAGCUCUCGUGGCUGUAGCUAACAGAGCAUAGCUUGUUUUAUAAAUUUGGGUUGUCGGUUGUGGAUAAGAGCUCCGGGGUGAAGCUCGGAGGAAGCUCUGUAUCGGUGAGGUUUGUGGCAGCGCUGAUCUGCGGGGUUGAACCAACAUGUGGAGCUGUAGCCGCUUCGUCCUUCAGGAUCUGCUCAGACAGUCUGCUGUCAGGAGCUUUUCUCUGACUCCUGCACAGCACACUGUUGUCGUGGAGCGUUGGUGGCAGGUCCCGCUGUCGAAAGAGGGAAGUCCGCCGAGGCUUUACCCCCGAAGACACCGUAUCUACAAGGUGGUGGAGGACACAAAACAUGCUCCCAAGGAGAAGAUGGAGCUCAUUCUGACUCAAACUGUGGCAAAACUCGGUGGAAGAGGUGAUACAGUGUAUGUGAGGAAGUCUGUCGGGCGGAACAAGCUGCUUGCCCAAGGCCUUGCAGUGUAUCCAUCACCAGAGAACAAACAGAUGUUUGCUGAGGAGCUAAGACUUUUACGCGAGGGCAAACCAGACCAGAGGUUACAAACCAGAACGGGACAACUGACGGUUGACCUUCUUAAACACUCCAAGCUCAAUAUCAUCAAAAUGCCUUCAGAUGAAUUCCAGCUCACUAAAGAAGUCGUCAGCAGACAGUUUGAGAAAAAGCUGGGAGUUGUCGUUCCACCUCAGGCAUUGACUCUGCCUUUUGAGCCAAUAAAGGACGUGGGCGACUACUGGUGUGAAAUUACAGUGAAUGGAAUUGACACAGUUCGCAUCCCCAUGUCCCUGUUACCACACGAAGAUCAGUCUGCGACCUCCCAGAAGCAGAGAAAGGCACAACGGAAGCUGCAGGAGGCUGAUCUUGCCUCACAGGCCGCCGCCGAGGAGGAUGGCAUUUUAAAAUCCAUUUCUGAGACAGAGGAAGCAGAGGACGCCAAAAACUCUGAGACAUUGACUGCCCACACCCAGCAGGGAUCAACACCAAGUGAUAACUCAAAUGAAAAGUAACAGACUUCUGAAUAAUUAAGUAAAUAUCAAGCUGAUGUUUUUUGUAUUACUAAAUAAAAACACAAUAUGUAUCAAUAA
This is a messenger RNA of Cyprinodon tularosa, 1131 nucleotides long. It is a transcript of the gene mrpl9, whose product is annotated as mitochondrial ribosomal protein L9. The transcript is spliced from 7 exons. Gene Ontology annotation, biological process: translation. Gene Ontology annotation, molecular function: structural constituent of ribosome. The coding region runs from base 190 to 1053 and encodes 287 amino acids. Lineage: Eukaryota; Metazoa; Chordata; Actinopteri; Cyprinodontiformes; Cyprinodontidae. The record is from RefSeq and is a predicted model, not a curated record. Gene Ontology annotation, cellular component: ribosome; mitochondrion.